Messenger RNA from Pogona vitticeps (central bearded dragon), 1243 nucleotides. NCBI's taxonomy places the organism in Eukaryota, Metazoa, Chordata, Lepidosauria, Squamata, Agamidae. The record is from RefSeq and is a predicted model, not a curated record.
UGGUGUAGUAAAGAUUCAGCAGCAAAUUAUUCUUUUCUAGAGUUGAAAAAAAUAACUUAUGUGAUAGACACAAUAGUUACUUUGUGCUUCUGCUCUACAGUGUUUGCCGCUAAGUCCGUAUUUAUCUCCACUUCGGCAAAAACCACCCAACCGCAGCCUGUUAAUGACUCUGCAAACAUUACCAGGCUGAAAAAAAAUAUAGCUUCACCGCUGGAGUCUGCAGACACCUGCCAGCCUCCAACUCAUGAUAUGAGUAAACAGAUGAGCUCUCAGCAAGAAACUGAACAAAUAUUUCCCAAGUUGCUUUCUUGGCUUUCUGAAGUGCAGAAGAGGCUUGGGGAGCCAUCCAAAACUCAGCAGGUGGUGACAUCUUCAGCUAAUCUUCAUCAGAACAAAACAUACAAAAGACAAGUAAAAAGUGAACAGCAUCUUCACCGUUUGCAUCAUAUGUAUUACUUCUCUCUUGUGAGUGCAGCAUUAUCUAAGAGGCUACUAGAGCAAAAUGGUCAAUUUUCAGACAUCAGAAGAGAAGACUAUGUUCAUGAUCUGGUUGAAUAUUUAUUUCCAAAUGAGCACGAAAGAUCUGUAAGGAAUCAAACCAAAAAGAUAGUAGAUGAAAAGAGAACCCCAGCUUCCGUAGGUAUAAAGCAGCUGGAAAUGAAGCAUAUGGUAUCCACCAAAAUACUGGGAGUUCCAAAAGAAAAGAAGAUGAUGAACCAAGAGAGUGAUCUUGUUGAAAUAGCUGAAGAGGAAAAAUGCAACACCACUACCUUUGGCCAGCAUGAAAUGAUUCCUGUCCCUUUAACUCUGGAAGAUGUUGCUCUCUACAGUCCAGUUGUUGAAUCCAAGUCCUCAGGCAACUACUGGAUAAACUACACAGACAACGAUUUUAUCAGCAACAAUGAAAAAUAUUAACCACAAAUGCCACUCUGAAGAUAUUAGAACGUUUACUAUGAUUAGUGUUGCUGACUGUGAGAAUGAGCAAAAGAAUGUAUGAAAUCCCACCAUUCUUCUCUUUCUCAACUAUCCCUUCCUUUAAUUAAAAUAGAACAUUGUUUCUAAAAGAUUACCAUGUAAUAUUUAUCGACAUACUUUUUGAUUUGUUAAUAUGUUUAACAAUGUUUUUCUAAAAAUAAUGUAUAUACAUUAUCUUCUCUCUUCUUAUGACUAGUUUCAUUGCUACACACAGAGGACUCUGUUGUUCCUCAAAACAGCUAAUCAUCCUUUAAUACUGUCUUUUUAU